AUGCAAAGCGUUCGUCUCAAGGAAGGUGAUGGAGAAUCUUUCACCUGUGACGAAGAACCCCACAUGCUAUCCCCGGAAAUAGGAUACGGAUAUUUCCCUCUGACGCUGGGACAACAUCUGGAUAAAGACCAUCGUGAUAUAGAAAUUGUGCGCAAGCUAGGCUGGGGAGGGUACUCCAGCGUCUGGCUUGCUAAAUCUCAUAAAAAAUCCUAUCGGUCGCGAUACGUGUCUGUUAAAGUCAUGACGGUCAACGCCACUGCCGGAGCCGUGUACGGACACAUGAAUGAGAUCAAAUCGCUCAGGCUUGUCACGUCCCGAAAUCCAAACCAUCCCGGUUACAAGCAUUGUAUCGCGCUCGAGGACCAAUUCGUCGAGAAAGGCAAGCACGGCCCUCAUUAUUGCUUAGUGACGCAAGUGUACGGGCGGAAUAUGGACACGCUGCGGUCCGAGUUACCAGGCAAUCACUUUUCCGUUAUUACUACCAAACGUAUCAUCAAACAGUUACUUCUCGCUCUCGACUACUUGCACACGGAAUGCAGAAUCGUUCACGGAGAUCUCAAACCAGCCAACAUCCUCUAUUCGCCUUCGUGCCAAGAUGACGCGAUAGCGCGCCACAUCGAAGAUUCUCCGUCCACCUGCUACGAACCUCGUUUCGAGCCAGACUUAUCUCCUGACCCAAUCAUUACGGUCAAAUCGCAGCCGCUGCCGAACUUUGGUUUACGAGAAGACAUGAGCAAUAUCGAAAUUUGUCUUGUUGACUAUGGCGAAACGGCCUCUGCUGAUGAAAAACAUACGCAUGGAACUCAGCCUUUGUUACUUCGUGCCCCCGAGGUCUUGAUAGGCUACCCUUGGUCCACUGCGACGGAUAUCUGGUCGCUUGGAGGUCUGGUGUUCGAGUUUCUAAUCGGUUGCCCGCUCUUCACCUUGUACGAGACAGAGUCUGUCACGCUCGAGGACUCACUGCUGCGCCGAAUAAUUGAACAUAUUGGCCCUUUCCCUCCGCAUCUUUUGGCCAAGGCUACUAGGCGCGACGAUUACUUCGACGCUGAAGAUGCCCUCCUCCGUAUCCAGCACUACGUACCCCAAUCCCUUGAAGCGUGCCUCGAGAUUUACAACGUCCUUGGCGAGGCGGAUGUGGACCCCGCCGCCGCCUUCAUACGGCGCUGUUUGACGAUAGAUCCCGAGCAGCGACCCGCAGCGAAGGAAUUGCUGGAAGACGACUGGCUCCAGGAUGUUUAA
Messenger RNA from Fibroporia radiculosa, 1239 nucleotides. RefSeq lists its product as uncharacterized. Gene Ontology annotation, molecular function: protein kinase activity; ATP binding. The transcript is spliced from 6 exons. Gene Ontology annotation, biological process: spliceosomal complex assembly; protein phosphorylation; regulation of mRNA processing. The record is from RefSeq and is a predicted model, not a curated record. The coding region runs from base 1 to 1239 and encodes 412 amino acids. Lineage: Eukaryota; Fungi; Basidiomycota; Agaricomycetes; Polyporales; Fibroporiaceae.